AUGGCAUUCCAUUCCAUUGCUUUGAUCUUCGUGUUUCAGCUAUUGCAAAUCCCCGAAAUUGAUGCUAAAGUUUCAUCGAUUAUAGUGUUUGGCGAUUCUACAGUGGAUUCCGGGAACAAUAACUUUAUCGCUACAGUUUUGAAAAGCGAUUUCAGGCCUUAUGGUCGGGAUUUUGACGGCGGUCAAUCCACAGGACGGUUUUCCAAUGGACGGGUUCCGACAGAUUUCAUCUCCGAAGCUUUCGGAUUGAAACCAACCGUGCCUCCAUACUUGGAUCCAGCUUACAGUAUAAAGGAUUUUGCUUCAGGAGUUUGUUUUGCAUCAGCUGGAACUGGCUAUGAUAAUGUUACCUCUAGGGUGCUUUCUGUAAUACCUCUGUGGAAAGAACUCGAAUACUUCAAGGAAUACAAAAGCCGACUGGAAGGCUAUCUGGGUAGAAAGAAGGCAAAGAAAAUCUUGACAAAAGCUCUAUACAUUAUCAGUAUGGGCACGAAUGAUUUCUUAGAAAACUAUUACGUGCUUCCACACAGAUCAUUCGAGUUUUCUCCAGAGGACUACCAGAAGUUUUUAGUUGGCAUAGCACGAUCCUUCAUUACCGAGAUUUACCACCUUGGAGCACGAAAAAUAUCCUUAACUGGACUCCCUCCAAUGGGCUGCUUGCCACUGGAGAGAACACUAAAUUGGGGAAAUUGUGUAGCAAGGUACAAUUAUGUGGCCAGGGAGUUUAACCAGAAGUCGAAAGCAUUAGUUGAAAUACUGAAUGACGAGCUUUCUGGAAUUCAACUGGUGUUCUCAAAUCCAUACUAUAUUCUUUACAAGAUCAUUCGGGAUCCUCAGUCUUUUGGAUUCGUAACUGCAGCAACUGCUUGCUGUGGGACUGGAAGAUUUGAGAUGGGUUAUCUGUGCAACGAACAUGAUCCCUUUACGUGUACAGAUGCGAAUCAGUACGUAUUUUGGGAUUCAUUCCAUCCUACGGAGAAAACAAAUGGCAUACUAGCACAUCAUGCUGCCAGAACAUCUCUUGCGAUAUUUAAAUAG
Messenger RNA from Fraxinus pennsylvanica, 1038 nucleotides. The record is from the annotation of a GenBank genome assembly. Lineage: Eukaryota; Viridiplantae; Streptophyta; Magnoliopsida; Lamiales; Oleaceae.